CUCCUUUAUAAUUUCGCAUCUACGCAUAUGACGUAAUUGAUAAACACUAGCCGACGUCUGGCAAAAUGGCGAUGCAUGUGGCUGGAAGUGUGACAAUGAUCACUUGGAAUUGUAGUGUGAUUUAGCUCCUAUUUCUCAAAGUUUUCUAAAAUCUACGAAUGUUUUCUCGAGGAGUGAAUAUUGAUCUACGGAAUUAUGCAGUCAGUUUUGGUUUAUGGGCGCCAAAUUGCCCGUGCUGUGAUGGGAUAUGUACCGUAUGAUGCGAGUAGGAGCAUCGAGUACAGGAGGGAUCGGAGACGAAUGCGCCUGGUUACGGCAUCAUGCGGUUUCUCGAAGGAUGAUGCCGCAGCAGAUGCGAACAGCCGUGUCUUCAAACAGGGAAUGUUUGGAGAUGAUGCCUGUUUCGUAGCCAAGUACAAAGGAUUCGAUGUCCUUGGUGUUGCUGAUGGUGUUGGGGGAUGGAGAGACUAUGGAAUUGAUCCAUCUCAGUUUCCUUGCCAACUGAUGAAGAUGUGCAAACGGAUUGUCAAGGAGGGUCAUUUUGAUCCUCAUGCUCCCGUCGCUAUCAUCGCCACAAGCUACCAAGAACUCUUAGAGCACAAGGCACCUCUUAUGGGGAGUAGUACAGCCUGCAUUGUCAUAUUUGACAGUGACAACAAGACGGUAGCUUCUGCAAACCUUGGUGACUCCGGGUUUCUAAUUAUAAGAGCUGGUAGGGUGGUACAUCGGUCAGAAGAACAGCAGCAUUAUUUCAACACGCCAUUUCAACUAUCGAUAGCACCCCCUGGCUUACGAACAAUAUUAAGUGAUAGUCCACAUUCAGCAUCAAGUUCACUCUUUACUGUUAGAGAGGGCGACAUCAUCUUAGUAGCAACAGACGGUCUCUUUGACAACAUGUCAGAGCAUAUGAUCCUUGGCGAACUUUCAAAACUAAAGGACAACACUUUUUCUAGUGUACAGAAAACAGUCAAUGAUAUUGCAGCUAAAGCAAGACGUUUAGCGUAUGACCCAACCUACAUGUCACCAUUUGCUAUGCAUGCAAGGGAGAAUGGAAUGGAGUUCACAGGUGGUAAGCCAGAUGAUAUCACAGUCCUGAUGUCAACGGUUGGCUAUGACAGCGAUGACGACACAUAGCACUCACUCACCUCCGUCCUGAGAGAUAGGCGGUUUCCCUUGUAGACUCUAUAACAGACUGUUUGGUACAUUGGUACCUCAAAGUGCAGUCCUGAAACAGUUUAUCUUGUGAAUAGAUUAUAUAUAUGGAGACUUGUUAGCUAGGCCAGGAACAAGAGGAUGGAAUAUGGUUUUGGGAUCAAAGGAUGGAUGAGGGAGCAACAGAGAGGAAGUUAUUGUGAUCUUUGGAAGUAAAAGUUCAGAUGUACUCUCCAGUCCAUGGUCUAUAUAUAAUAUUCAACAGUCUGAGAUGGGUGUAUAAUCUGUGCGUUGUGCAGCUUGUUUACGGGCGAUGUUGAGGGAAAUAGUUCUGUAUCUUUGGCAAAAAAAUGGUUUGCCCUCCCCCUCCUUACUAAUAAGAGGUCAGUUUCCUCACGACUGCUAUGCUAAAGAGAUGGAUAUUCAUGUUGCUUCUACAUAUUAAAGCUUAGCUAUUCAUCUAUACUGAUGGUCGAACAUCAAUGGUGCAAGGAGAUUUUGAGGAAAGAACUAACAAUUCAUGGUGGUCAUUGUUGUAGGUUACCUUCAACAUAGAGGAAGAGGUCUCUGGUCAGGAAUGAGGCAACCUUUGUCUCACCCAACCAUUUCUCAGUCAAUGCCCAUGACAUCCAUAUCCUCUCCCAUAUAAGAAAUCCAGUGAUCCUAACAUCUUUCUACCCCCAACCAGGAUCAGCUGUGUCCUUUUAAGAGGUUUAUCCUGGUUGGGUUUGUAAAGUGGAAAACAGAUGGGAUCAUCGGGGUAUGCAGUCUGGUGAAAUGAGAGUUAAAACAAUUUUAUCAUCACGUAGGCAGUGUCCAUUAAUGAAUUCAUUAAUAAUCAUAAAUUUUUAUAUGUAAAGACCAAAUGUUAUUCAUAAAAUGAUUAUGUGGUCAUAUUGGUGAAACAUGCUAUUACAAUGUUGUCAAUCCUAUACGUAAACUCUCAAUAAUUUGCAAGGCAUGCUAGUCAUGUUUUUAUUUUGUUUUAUGAAUGUUUUUUUUUUAAUUGAACGGAUACAUGUACAUGCUAAUUUAUGGUAUUUAUUAUAUUCAUCAUUAUAGAGAUGCAGCAAUAUCUGAACGUCUUUUUUUCUGUUCAAAAUUUAUUUUGGGUUCUGAGAAAAUUGUAAUCUGAAUCCUGGUGAAUCAAUUCAACCAAAUCAUUUUCUGUUUACACAUGUACAGAGGCUGCUUUAUAAAGCUUGUCAUUAAGCCUUUGGAAUGGAAAAUGGCAAACAACCAUACUUGAUCAAUCAUUAUCACGUAAUAAGGUAUAGUUGAAAUGUAUAAAUUGUUCAUGGACAAUAGUAUGAUGGAGAUGAUUUUGUUGAAUUCAAUUCAAAGUUCAUUCUCUAUCACAAUACAUAAGCACAGUCUUUAUUAGUGAAAACAAUAGAAACGAGUGUGGAUUCACAUUAUUGCAAUUCAUAUCCAAAGUCAUGCUAAACUUUAUGAACAGCUUUAUGAACACCCUUUAAGAUCAGUUUACUUCACCAAGCAGAAGUGCUGUCAAACAAUUUAUUCAGUGGAGUGUCUCCUUAUUCUUUCUCCUUUUAGCACACAGUGCUUGCUACAUGUAUACAGUAUGUUUAAACAUGCUCUUAUUCACUCUUCCAUUAAAUAUUAAUUCAUGUGAAUGAUGCAAAAUGUUAUGUUCUCUUGCACAAGCUAUAGCAUCAGUUGUUAACCACAAAAAGAGGAACACACACUAGUUUGUUUUCACUGUAAAUUAUUAUUUUUUUUUCAGUUGAUGUGCUGGUUUUAAGUGAACAUAUUGUGUACCAUAUUGCAAUAUAUAUAUAUAUUGAAUCUUGUGUGUGAUUUGUAUUGUAUAAUGGUCUCUUUCACAGUCGGAUAGCCUUUCUCUUCAGACUUAUUGAAGUAAAUUAUUGAAUUCAGUUUGACAAUCUGGAUAAUCUUUAAGUUUUGACUGAAGGAGUUUCAUACUGUGCAUAUGUUAAUAGGAUUUCAGAUUUGAGUUGGGAGUUUGGAUGAUAUCAACUACUUGUAGCUGAUGGAACAGCAACUUUGCAAGGGAAGUUAAACUUGAUCAAUUAAAACAACUUGUAAAACUAAGUUACGAGUGACUAUAUGAUUAUCCUUUCUAGGCACUGAAUCAACAUCAAUGAACAUUUGGUAUGAUACUACAAGAAAGGAAUGCCAGUUUUAUUGUUAGUCAUUUGUAACUUAUGGGCAGCGAUAUGAAAUACCCACCAGAAGUAAUUGACAUAAUACAGAUGUGUAUGUGGAGGAAUUUUUCAUUUAAAUUAAUUGAAAUUGCACCAUUUACCAUCCAAAUAUUGUGAAUUAUUCCUUUCUUCAUACAUUACUAUUUUUACAGACCCUGAAUUUCAAUGUUUGUCAAAAGCUCCAUGUACAUUCUAUGCCAGAUCUCAUAACAAAAUGUCACUUGCGGGCAUCUCGAUACAAACAAAAAUCUCAAUUGAUUCAUACAUGUACCGUAUACUUUUAUUUCAACCCAUGACAAGCUUCUUUCAACCUGCAUAAAAUUAGAGCAGUGUUGUUAUAUAUUCCACUCGGUGAAGUUGUCUUAGCAUCAAGGCCAAAUUGCUUUAAAAUGGAAAAGGAAAAUGACAGUACUUUCUAGAUAAUAGAGCAGUCAUUAUCGCAUGAAACCAUUGCUAAGGAUAUUAAAAAAUAUAUCUGACUAUGACAAGACAAUAAGGAUCAUGUGACAUCCAGCAAUUUUUUUGUUAUACAAGAUUGACUGUAAAACAUAGUGCUUUUGAACUGGUUGAUUUUCUUUUUUUUUGUUAUAAAAAAAUGUGUUUUUAUGAUGUAUCAUUCAUUUGCUUGGCCAGCUUCAUGAUACAUACUACACUUAGUGGUUUCUUUUGCUGUCUGUUUGAUGUAUGAUUAUGAAUUAGAAUGAAAUCUACCUAAUUCUGCAAGAGAUUCUUUGGAUAAAAAACUAUGUUGGUUUAUCAUACAUUGUACAUGUACAUAUGGAGGAGUCUGCAUAAUUUAUGAAAAUCAGUAAAACACUUCAAAGUGUGGUUUUCUCUGUAUUUUUUAAUCAGACUUUAUUAAACAUUUGAAUUGGAUUU
Messenger RNA from Lytechinus variegatus (green sea urchin), 4220 nucleotides. It is a transcript of the gene pptc7, whose product is annotated as protein phosphatase PTC7 homolog. The transcript is spliced from 6 exons. The record is from RefSeq and is a predicted model, not a curated record. The coding region runs from base 196 to 1134 and encodes 312 amino acids. NCBI's taxonomy places the organism in Eukaryota, Metazoa, Echinodermata, Echinoidea, Temnopleuroida, Toxopneustidae.